Messenger RNA from Hyalella azteca, 3073 nucleotides. RefSeq lists its product as uncharacterized. Lineage: Eukaryota; Metazoa; Arthropoda; Malacostraca; Amphipoda; Hyalellidae. The transcript has 4 exons. The record is from RefSeq and is a predicted model, not a curated record. The coding region runs from base 126 to 2138 and encodes 670 amino acids.
AAUAAAUUUUUACUGACUGCAUUUCUCGCCCAAAAAUGCAUUCACUUGAAGAUGUACGAAAUUGAUUACAAUCGCUUUUUCUUUCCUCAAGAACUGAUAGUCUCGCCGUAACUAAAUCAGGCACAAUGGACGAACAGGUCCGAGUAAGAAGUUUUGCCGUAAGCAAAACCCGACAGCAGCCCUGCACGUCGUCGCCCCAGUCGCGUGCGGUCGGCCUGUUGGUUGUAGCCACCCUGCUGCUAGCGCCGGCCUCUACACCCGUCGCGGCAGAAUCCCCUCAACAACUUCUGCAGCAGACGCCUGGGCUGCGUGUGGAGCGCGCUGCCUUCUCACCUCCCACGGUCACGUCAGUAGAGCCUCACCGCCGUGGGAUAUCGAGCAUAAUGCACGACUCCAACCUGCGCGUGGGGCGUCAAAGUGAAGGCCCUUACCAUCCAUCGUACAUGAGGAAAGCUCCCUACAGGCAGCAGUCGUCGACGCUAAUUUCAGAUGAAGAGAACCUGUCGCGACCUCCGACCAUGUACCGCUCACCUGACCCUUCAAUGGACUUCCAAACGGAUUACGAGGACACAUUACAGGACGGGUCGCAACCUCAAGCGGAAGAAUACACCGCCGGCGCCCCCAUCUUGUACGGUUCACAUAAGAUGGAUUCUAAUGACGCAGUGGAAAGCCUCGUGAGCGAUCGAAAACAAACAUUGUAUGUCGCGGACUUGGUGCGUGUAAACGAUGAUAAUCCUGAUGAUGCACGAAGCCGACAAAGACGCGUCGAAAGUUCCUCUUCAAUGCCAAAUGGAGAAAGAUUUGCGCGUCACGGCCGCUUCGGAGAAGCAGGUGGCGUCAGCGAAUCAGAUGAGGACGAGAGGUUCGAUACCUUUGGCAAAAAAAUAUCCGAGGAACUGUGGGUGGGACCAAGGAGGUCCGCAAGCCCGGUUCAUCCGUCAGCUCGAGCUGUCCGUCCUAAAAACCGAAGCCCGAGCCCCAGCAACGGGGAGUCGGAAGGGAAGCUCGUAUCCUCGCGACUGGGAUUCAGGAAUGGCAACACGGCUAUUGAAGUUAACGACAACUCAUUAACAACGAACCAUGAGGAAGCGCUGCAACACCCGGGAUCUCGUAUGCUCGGUCGGAGCUCCCUCAUGAGACCAGGCCACAAUCGUGGCAAAGAGACGGUCAUCAUACGAGACCAGGCAGGAGGUCAUGUCAGUAAUCCGAGAAUGCUAAGACAUCGUCCCCAGAACGCGCAAAGAGGUUCAGUGCAAAGCACUUUGAGCAUAACAGACGUAAUGGUGCAAACUAAUCAAACUUACGAUCAAUUUUUGAGAAAUCUUAGCAAUGUGGGUAUAAGCCUCGCACAUUUUCUGCGUGUUCUGAAUGACGGCGCAUCCAUGGAAGAUGUUUUGCGACUCCUAAACUUCCCAGAGCCAAACGCGGGCGUUCCUACCACCACAAUUCCACCUCACGCACAAAGAAAAGGGGGAAGAAACUGGGAAGAAAACCUUCACAAUGAAGACAGCAACGCAAACGGGAAAAGGAGACAGGGUGAGGAGUUCUCCGACUCCGUCUACUCUGCCGGCGUUCACCCCGUAAACCGGCACUCCAACGACGUUUACGGAUCCGAGUUCAUUACAGAAUCGGGAGAGAUUAUCAAUAUGCCAGACUACACUCCGGACACUUCCUACGAAGAUUACUAUUCUGAAGAUCCCGACGAUGGAUAUGAGACAAAACUCCACGCUCGAGUCCACACAUUCAAGACACAAGAGACGUCGAAUGACGUUGAAGCCAACACUCCUAGGAACAAGUUUAUUUUAGAUGAACCUGUGGAUCCGCACCCCAACUACAACCAGUGGGACCAGAUCAGCGACUACAACUACAACACUCACGAGGGAAUGUACGACGCCGUAAAUACCGAAGAAACUCUCGCUGUGCGCGAGCAAGAGUUGCGAGUGCAGCCGGCGGAACCGACGCUCGAAAAGAAACCCUUGACUUACGCUGUCAUAGCAGCUAGUGCCAUCAUGGGGAGCUUAGCAGUAUUUACCUUUUUUGUCUUGAUUGCGUACACGAUCGUUAAAUGUACCAGAAAGCCUACUCUUAAUAACUACCAAGUCAGUGAUAAAAAACCUGUUGAAGUAGCUUCAACAUAAACAAAAGAAUGUUUUAAAGUCCAAUUUCAUUAACUGGAGAGGUGAGCAAAAUGAGGUUUAAUAAGAAAAUUACCUUUUUUUCUCACAGCAUGUAGCAAUUUCCUUUCUGACUUAUUAUUUAAUCUCAGAAAACUUCAUCGUAAAGAAUUCAAAAGACAAUUUUACAGUCAUCAAUAAUUUAUUCUCGCUAGAUUGUCAUUCAUGGGGGCAUUUCCAGUUUUUAUGCAGAUGGUUACAUUAUUUCAGGCAAAGCAUGCUGCUUUUUUGCCCUUAUGUUCAAGAGAAGCGUGGGGGACUUCUUUAUAAUUACCAGAGGUACCGUAGUUUAUAAGUUUUCUUGACCAACGUGCGUAAAUAGAUUACCGCCCCUUGUUUAGCUUCUAAUCUAAUAGAUCUCAACCGUUAACAUAGGGCUACCACCUUCAAAAUUUGCAUUCUGCUCACUUACGUGCCAUGUUCUUGUUUCAAAUUAUCGUCAUUUGUGCCCGUAGUAAUUUGAGAACCCAAAUUGUACACGAUGCGUUUCAGAUUUGAUAAUGGUCUUCAAGAAUAUUGAUUAAUAAAAUAUUUGUAAAUAUCGCGUUAAAAUCAGGACAACAGCAAAUAAUGCAUAUCGAGCGUUAAUUUCAGGUGCAUAAUAAAGAGAGAUGAACACUAAUUAUUAUCUAGUAACUCUAGUUUCAAACCUGGAAUCUAAUAAAACAUAAAAUAUAAAUUACGUAGAAUUCUUACUUAAACUUGCCCAGGGGAUGCAGAAAAAAUACUUUCAGCACUUUCUCAACUUUGCUCUUAGAUCGAACUACCUCGACUAUUUGUAAGCUGCUGUUCAGUUCACAAAUUCAUUCCUAAUGUACUGACAAAAUUAAUAGUCAUUAAUUUAAGGAAGAUAAGAAGUAAUUUGUCUACAACAAGCUAUAAAUAGUGGGGUUACAUUA